Gryllus bimaculatus (two-spotted cricket) is the source of this 670-nucleotide messenger RNA. The record is from the annotation of a GenBank genome assembly. Lineage: Eukaryota; Metazoa; Arthropoda; Insecta; Orthoptera; Gryllidae.
AUGGGAGAUACUCUACAAGAAGUGUGUAAAAGGGCUAUUGUUUGGACUGAGGAGUGCGCGGAAGAAAUAUUUGAACACAAAUGCAUUGAAAACUGUGUGUACAGUCAAGUUAAAUAUUUGCCCGUACAUUCUCUUUCAACAAGGAUUCAAAUCAUUAUGUCAGUGUCGACGUGUGUUCAGAUGGUACAUGUGAGGAAAUGGAAGAAGCGUCUCAACCCAAAUGCAAUGAAAAAUCGGCAUUGUCAAGAAAUUGCCGCUUCAUGUUUCUUUGAAAUUGUUCAGUUGUACUCUUAAAAAAACUGCAACGAAGUAUAAUAAUAAUAAUAAUAAUAAUAGUACUAAUAAUCUUGAAUGCAGAUACGACAGGGAUUGUUAUAACAGUAUUAUUCAGGUUAAUUUGUAUGGUACUAAGUGUUUUUCUAGGUAGAGAGGAAAGGUGAGAAAUCAUUUUAACUCUAAUUUGCUGACAGUUAUGGAAGACAACGAAAAAUCCCUUCUACAUUUGUACUUUAUCGUGUUCAAAAAGGAAUUAAGAAAACGAAUAGAUGAGUGGCGGUCUUGUAGCUUGAAAGUCAUUGUUGUAGCGCCGCACAGAUAAGGCGAUAAUGACGGCUGCUUUUCGUUCGUGUUAAUAAAAAUAAUACUUUUAUACAUUUGAAGAAAAUUAAAA